This is a messenger RNA of Leptosia nina, 3258 nucleotides long. Lineage: Eukaryota; Metazoa; Arthropoda; Insecta; Lepidoptera; Pieridae. The record is from the annotation of a GenBank genome assembly.
AUGGAAAAACUAUUACAACAAGUUGAUAAAAACUCUAUAUCCAAGAUUCUAUCACAGCAAGUGUAUCAAGUUACUUGUCUUGAGUGUUGUAAAUAUUAUAUUGUGCCAACUACAGCAACAUGCAACCAUACUUUGUGCCACAAUUGCUGGUAUGGAAGGCAUACAUGUCCAACAUGUGGAAUGAAAAUAGAUCGCAAAAAGUUAAGAAAUAACUUACCAUUACAAAGCUUAACUGAUCAUAUACAUAAUCUAGUAGAUGCAUUUAAGGAUCUAUUUAACAUUGAUCUUGACGAGGGUCCCGCAAUGAAUUUGGAAAUUUGUGAAACCAUUAAGACAGACCCAAAUGUAAAUGUAAAUAAAUGGCUAGGCAACUCCCAAAAUUGUUUCUCUGCUUCAAUUAGCACACAAAUGUCACCCUCAAUCGAUGUGCCUGUAAAAGCUACCGAAAUUCAAGUGCCCUCAGAAACCAUUAAACCUCUUAAAAAUAGCUUAUUGGAUCAGCAAGAUUGGGAUAAAAUAGAAGAACUACCUGAUUCCGAAGAUAUUUUCAAUAAGGAUAAAGAAAAUAUAAUUGGGCCUAUGGAUAUUGAACCGUAUAGCAAUAUUUUAAUUAUUGAUGAGGACAAAGAGUAUUCAACUGAAAAUCCCCGUAGAAGUUCUAGGAAGAAAGAACCUGAAUCAAAUAUGAAAUUAAGACAACAAAAAUCAUUAACAAAAGAUAAUGAAGCCAAUAAAAAUUGGGCAAACGUAAAAAAAAUGAAAAAAGAAUUUGGUAAUGUAAAAAAAAAAGAAAUGAACAAAUUAAAUGUCUCUAUUGAAAUGUGUCAAGAGGUCAAGGACAAUAAAAAUAAAACCAAUACAACUAUACAUGAUGAUAGUAGAAAAUGGGCAAUAACUAAUGAAAAUUACUUGUCACCUCAAUAUGGCAAUAAACAAUUGCAAGCCACUGAAGCAGAAUUACAAAAAGAGGUAAUAGAAAAUUUGCAUAUUUCUGGAAAUAAAAAUGUGGCUGAAGAAAAUUUUAUAAAAGAUAACAUCCCUAAUAAAGACACAAAAAUAAAUACUGUUUUGUCCCAAAACAAUUCAAAUACUAACAUUGAAUUGGUUACUAAGCCUUUACUUUCUGAAGGUAAUGAAGAAAGAAUUAAGAAAGCUAAUUCAGUUACCUUUUAUAAGAAAAGUGCUUGUAACAGUCAAGUGUACUCAAAACCUGAAAAGUAUGAACAAAAACCAAUAAUAGACAGAAGUGAUAAUAAUGAUAUUGAAAUUAUUGUAAAGAUCGGAAAUACUGCUGCAAACAUUUGUAUUAAGCAAAAAGAUAAGUAUGGUAAAAAUAAGAUAAGUGUUUCUACGUCUCCCAUUAUUGUAACUCAAGAAAAAGAAAAUGUUGAAUGUUUAGAUAAGUCUAUACAAGUCAACUUUGAAGAAUUUAACACACAAAAAACUAUUUCAGACAAGAAAAACACAUCCUCAGCUGACACGUCUACUGUAAAGACUGGAACAAAACAGAGUUUUCCACAAAAAAUAGUAGAUAUAAGGGAAAUUGAAGACAAUCAAAAUGUAUAUAAAACAGACACAGGGAUGAUAAAUGUUAAUGCUGAGGAGGAAUUAAAUGAUUUAGAUAUAUUUGACAGUGAAUCUGUAAAGGAAGGACAAAUGCAGUAUUUAAAAAAGACAGAAACAACUACAUCUGCUAUUUUUAUGCCUACAAAUGUUAGUAAACUGAAAACCCAACUUAAUACUUUAAAACGAGUCAAACCAAAUGGAGAUGAUGAUUCACAGAGCAGUAAAAGAUGUAAAUUGGCUGUUGUAGAAUCAAAACAAAGGGACAUACAAAGAACACAUCAAGACAGUAAAUUAUGUAAUUAUAAUGACAUAAUGGAUCAAGUGUUUGCGAAUAUUGAUGCUGACAUCCAAGGAGGAGAUAAAAACAUCCCAAAAAAUAUAAGUAUUGUAUCCAACACAAACGAAAAUAUUCAAACAAGUUAUGGCCCACAAAAAUAUAGUGAAAAUCUCUUUUCCUUGGCUGAGAAUGAUUUGGAAGGGGUGGCUAGACAUGGAAAGCCUAACACAAUUAUCGAAUCAACGCAGCGGAAGCCAAUAGGAAUGUUAUCCCAGAACCCAAAAGUGCAACCAGAAAUCUGUAAUACCGAUUUAAAUGUUGAAGAUCUUAGUACACCUCAACACGAUGAUGACAUGGAUGUUGUUGAGGAAACUCCUCAAAAAGAAGUAUCCCGUACAAGGAGCAAACGCAGCGACACGGUCAUGGCGCAGAAAGUCAUAAAUAAUUCAACUCACGCGUCGAAUGCGAACAAUGAGCCAGAAGACGCUACGAAGGAAACUUCCAUCAAUAGGACUGUCAUACAUUUGGAAACACCAAACUCCAUGAGAAAGUUUAUCAGUCAAGCACAAUAUAAAUCUACACCUCUGGCAAAGAAAUCGUUAAAUUUCACAAACGACCGCGACCACACAUCGUACAGUCCGUUUGUAGUGGCAAGAAACACGCAAGAAAAGGAAAUAAUGUGCAAAGCUUUUGAACAGGUGAACAGUCCAAUAGAGAAGAAGCGGUUCAGAAAAUACUGCCUGGCUGUGUCCUGUCUUAAUCAGCAUGAAAAGAAUAUUGUUAAGAAUCUCUGCUCUUUAAGGAACUGGACUUUUGAAGAGCAAUAUACGAAAGAUUUGACUCAUCUUAUCGUUAAUGUUAAUGAAGAUAACCUAGCGCAACGAUCGGUAAAAUAUAUGCAAGCCGUGGCUAAUUCUAAAUGGAUAGUCUCCUAUGAAUGGGUGGAACGAUGCUUAAGCGAUAAGGAAAUACUAGAUGAGGAGGCAUUUGAAGUGCUGGAUACAACAGGGGAGCCCGGGCCGAGACGGUCACGGCUCGCAAAGCAGAAACUCUUCACCGGCAUCAAAUUCUUUUGUAUGCCGCCCUUUAGUGUGAUUGAUAUUGAUGUAUUUAAGGAAUUACUGAUAGCUGCGGGCGGAGAAGUAGUCGAAGAGUCUCAUCAAAUUAAAGCCACAGAAACGCCAUCACUUCUUUUGGCUGAAAUGGAAAACACACAAGAGGAUCGGUUUAUAUAUCUCUCCAUGCAUUUAGGAGUGGUGCCUGUGAACUUUGAAUGGGCGCUCAACUCUUUGGGCAGCUAUACAUUGUGUUCCAUAAUGGGCCAACUUUUGUGUCCGUCCACACUUCUUCCAUCCGUUAUAGCGCAGUGGCCUCUAGCGCUUAUCACUCAAGAUGACGACUCGAAUUUACAAUAG